CCCCCAGCGCGGUGCUGGCUUGCGGACGGCGGGGUUGGUGACGAAGUCUCCGCCGGCAUGGUGCGCCCGGGCUCUGGCUUUGGGCUGCUGCUGCCGUUCCUCCUGUGGGUCGGCAUACAUUCAGGUGUUGCUUUUCACUUUGCUUCAUACAUCGAUAGUUACAUGGUGUUGCAGAAGGAGCCUGCUGGGGCAGUGAUAUGGGGCUAUGGUAUACCUGGAGCCAUAGUCACUGUGACCUUGCACGUUGGACAGGAAACCAUCAUGACAAAAGUGACCAAUGUGAAAGCACCCUCUAAUAUCUGGAUGGUUAUACUGGAUCCUAUGAAGCCAGGUGGACCUUAUGAACUGGUGGCACAUCAGACUUUGGGGAUAAUGAGAUUCACCCGGAAGAUUCAUGAUAUCUUAUUUGGAGAUGUCUGGCUUUGCAGUGGGCAGAGUAACAUGCAGAUGACUGUUUUGCAGAUCUUUAAUGCUACAGAGGAGCUGUCCAACACUGAGGCCUACCAGUCUGUCCGCCUCCUCUCCGUCUCUCUCGUUCAGUCAGAGAAGGAGUUGGAGGACUUUGAUGAGGUUGACUUGGAGUGGUCUAAGCCCACCUCAGGAAAGUUAGGCCAUGGCAACUUCACAUACAUGUCAGCAUUGUGCUGGCUCUUUGGGCGUCACCUGUAUGAAACCUUGCAAUAUCCAAUUGGGCUGAUCUCCUCCAGCUGGGGUGGGACUCCCAUUGAAGCCUGGUCAUCUCCAAGGUCACUGAGAACCUGUGGAGUCCAUUUUAAAAGCCACAUUCCAGAAUCUGUAACUGGUCCCAGCAGGCACUCUGUUCUCUGGAAUGCCAUGAUCCAUCCACUACGUACUAUGACUCUGAAAGGGGUGAUAUGGUAUCAGGGAGAAUCCAAUAUGGAGUAUAACAGGGACAAGUACAAUUGCACGUUCCCUGAGCUCAUUGCAGACUGGCGCCAGUCCUUUCAUGAUGGCUCUCAGGGUCAGACAGAACGUUUCUUCCCAUUUGGGUUUGUCCAGUUAUCUUCCUACUUGGUACAGGAAACGUCAGAUGACAGAUUUCCUCAGAUCCGAUGGCACCAAACAGCAGAUUUUGGCUUUGUUCCCAACCCAGCAAUGCCCAACACCUUCAUGGCUGUCAGUAUGGAUCUCGGUGAUAGAGACUCACCUUUUGGCAGCAUCCACCCCCGAGAUAAACAGACCGUGGCCUAUCGGCUGCACUUGGGAGCCCGGGCUGUGGCUUAUGGGGAGAAGGAUGUGAUCUUUCAAGGACCACUGCCUGAAAAGCUAGACCUAGUGGCUCAUGGCGAGCUGCUCAACAUCACUUAUCACCAGUAUAUCCAGAUCCAUGUACAGAAGCUAAAAAACAGAACAUUUGAGAUUGCUUGUUGCAAGGACCAUCACUGCAAGUGGCUUCCAGCUAUCAUGAGAGUUUUCUCUUCCCACACCUUGACCUUGGAUAUUUUGUCUUGUACUGCCACUGUGGCUGCUCUUCGCUAUGCCUGGGCCACAUGGUCUUGUGAAUAUAAGCAGUGUCCUUUAUAUGACUACCAUACUCACCUGCCAGCACCUCCCUUCAUUGCUUGGACAGUAGAGCAGGGUUGUUAAUGAGUUAAGCUUGCCUUUGUCCUCUAGUAUCAGCCUCUGUACUAGACUAAUUCUGAACUACAAAUUAGACCUCAGUGUCAUUUACUUCCUAAUUAUUGGGAGUGAAAUGUCUAGUAUUUUUAUGCCUUCUAAUCCUGAACUAUGGAAUCUCCGGGUUGGAAGAAGAUUUUAAAGGCCACAGAGGCCAGCUAGUGUUUUCAUGUGUUUUUACAAAAUCUCUUGACAAGUGAUUGAUAACUGAAUCUCUGUAAGAAGUUUCCAAGUUUUUUUCUUAUGUUGAAUUGCAAUCUUUCUGAUGAAACUUUACUACUCCAUGUCAGUCUUUUAGGCAAUUGAAGACUAUUUGUUUUCUUUUAAAGUCCAAUUCUGCUCCUUUAAACUUAAUGAUUAUAAUGUGAAUCUUUAAGCCAAACCAGCCAACCGGAGUGCAGAUAUGUUUAUUCUUUAAGGCAAUAACCUGCCUUAAGGAAGAAAGGGCCAGGUAGUUAUAGCCUUGUUCAAACAAUCAUAUGAGUGCUGGGCAAAUCACAGGUUCAG
Molecule: messenger RNA, 2145 nt
Organism: Perognathus longimembris pacificus (Pacific pocket mouse)
Lineage: Eukaryota; Metazoa; Chordata; Mammalia; Rodentia; Heteromyidae
Gene: Siae
Product: sialic acid acetylesterase
Exons: 10
Coding region: 58-1608 (516 amino acids)
Biological process (GO): carbohydrate metabolic process
Molecular function (GO): sialate O-acetylesterase activity
Source: RefSeq, a predicted model, not a curated record